AUGUCUUUGUUUGAGUUCGGUGGUACAAAGCCCUUACAAAGGCAAUCAGCCAACUUAAAUGUUCUCGCAAAAUGCAAAGGCAACAUCUUUAAAUUUGAAGGUAAUCGCGAAUCUUCCUUGGUGGAGGAGGAAGACUGUGAUAGCCUUUCAGAGAUGGAAAUGGAACCAGUGGAUAGUGCUCCUGAACAGCACGUCGUUGAGAUGAAAGAACAGGAAGAAAAUUUGAUGUGUGUUGCCCUAAUAGUUCCAAACUGGUGGUUGGCUAAAAUUGCAGAGAUGUCAAAUGAAAAGCAGAAAGCUGUGGACACCCAUGUUAUUUACGCAAGUCAGGUUGCUGUAUCUAUCAUUAUCAUGACAGCAUCGUCCUUCCUGUUCUACUACCUUCUCAGAGCGUCCAAAGCCCUGCACAACAAAAUGACCACAGCGAUAAUCAAGGCUCCUGUGUCGUUUUUCGACUCUACCUUAGCUGGUCCACUGGCUGGACUCGCUUUAACAUACUCACUGCAAUCCAUAGACAUCAGCCAAUGUUCUGUGCGACAGGCCUCAGAGGUGGAAAAUCUGAUGACAUCAGUUGAGUGGGUGAUGUAUUACACCAAGAUAGGGUCUGAACCCGGGUACAGCGUUGAAACUCGCCCCCCUCAGUCAUGGCACGAUAAAGGAAGCCUGAAAGUAAAUCAUCUCUCCUUAGCUUACUAUGAAGGCGGACCUUGUGUAUUAGAGGACAUCAGCUUUAGCGCCUCUGAGAAAGAAAAGAUUGGAAUUGUAGGUCGAACUGGCGCUGGAAAGUCAUCUUUGGUUUCUGCUCUUUUCCGUAUGCCGGAAGCCUCAGGGAAGGUAAUUAUCGAUGGCAUUGACCAUACAUCCAUCAAUCUCCAAGAGGCUCGCCGAUCCAUAGCUGUUAUUACGCAAGCUCCGUUGCUUUUUGCUAGAACAUUAAGAAGGAAUCUGGAUCCAUUUAAAGAUCACACAGACGCAGAUCUGUGGAAAGCAUUGGAAAAUGUGCAGUUGAAGACUCUUGUGGAAGACUUUUCAGGUCAGCUUGAGUUCAAACUAAAAGAGUCCGGUGCAAACCUCAGCGUUGGUGAGAGACAGCUGGUCUGUUUGGCUCGUGCAUUAGUUCAGAAGAGCAAGAUCAUUGUCAUGGAUGAAGCCUCUGCUAAUGUGAAUUUCAGGGCUGACCGUCUGGUCCAGCAAGUUAUUCGUAACAAGUCCAAAGAAUCCACAGUGCUAAUCAUUGCUCAUCGACUGAAUACCAUCCUAGAUUAUGAGUGGUAG
Molecule: messenger RNA, 1275 nt
Organism: Stylophora pistillata
Lineage: Eukaryota; Metazoa; Cnidaria; Anthozoa; Scleractinia; Pocilloporidae
Product: ATP-binding cassette subfamily C member 4
Biological process (GO): transmembrane transport
Cellular component (GO): membrane
Molecular function (GO): ATP hydrolysis activity; ATP binding; ATPase-coupled transmembrane transporter activity
Source: RefSeq, a predicted model, not a curated record